AUGCCAGAUUGCUUUCUUACUAUUUGGAAACCAAGCGAUGAGAUUCUAGAAAUGUUGAAUGAAGGAAACCUGCUGAGAAUUUAUCAUCUUACGGCAUCUCCUAAUAGAUUUCAAAAUACAUCCAGCAGUGCUCAGCUUUCUACAACUCGUAUAACAAAAUUUAUUCCUAUAACAACUUAUCGAGUUGCAAUUGAACGUCUUUACAUCGAACGUCAGGUCUAUCAAGUUGGUAAUGUCAAAUCGAAAUUUACUUCAAUGCCUUUUGAUGAGUUCGAUUGUGUCGGGAUUGUAGUCUAUGUAGAUUUCAAUUGUGAAUCAGCAUUAACUCGAUUAGUAGAUUCAGUAUAUUUGGCUGAUAAAGACUGCAAUCUCCUUUGCAUACGAUUUGUCAACGGGUUGAAGCAUUAUGCUGUUGACGAUUUGUUAACCGUUGGUAUGGCUGUUUCGAUAUGCAAUCUGCAAACGAAGCCGCGAAUGUCUCUAGCUGUACCCAUAGCAACAGCAACAGAACUUACAAAAGUAUCUCAAAACUUAGACAAGGAUACUGGAUCUGCCUUUGAGAUUUUAUUAAACAACCUACCAGAUAAGCAAUGGCUUCUUAGUAAAACUAUGGAUAUGAUUAGGUCGUUACGCAUACAGGAAAAUAAUCUCAAUUUCGCGAACGAAGGCUUGGCAUUGCAAACGAAAAAUAAGCCUCCAGCUUCGGCAAAGAAAAAGAAAGCCCAUCGACAGAUUCCAUUACAAUCAUCUAAUCAACAAGAUUUUCAGUUGCGAUUGCGCCAUUACUUCCGUGUCUUAUCUGAUAUGUAUAAAUGA
This is a messenger RNA of Trichoplax adhaerens, 816 nucleotides long. RefSeq lists its product as uncharacterized. NCBI's taxonomy places the organism in Eukaryota, Metazoa, Placozoa, Uniplacotomia, Trichoplacea, Trichoplacidae. Gene Ontology annotation, biological process: regulation of DNA-templated transcription; double-strand break repair via homologous recombination. Gene Ontology annotation, cellular component: nucleus. Bases 1 to 816 code for a protein of 271 amino acids. The transcript has 8 exons. The record is from RefSeq and is a predicted model, not a curated record.